Molecule: messenger RNA, 2045 nt
Organism: Formica exsecta
Lineage: Eukaryota; Metazoa; Arthropoda; Insecta; Hymenoptera; Formicidae
Gene: C1q-VP
Exons: 3
Coding region: 156-644 (162 amino acids)
Molecular function (GO): protein binding
Source: RefSeq, a predicted model, not a curated record
AAAGGCUAGCAUUGACGUGCGACUCGUUAGUUCAGGCUAGGAGGUGAUAUAAAGGCGUACCGGGAUCCGUCUUGAUCCAAUUUGUUGCCUGUAACACAAAAGGAUCAGUUUAAUUCAGCGGGAAGUCCGUCGCUGCCACACCACAUUUUACCAUCAUGGUGGUGUGGGCGGUGCUGAUAUUGGCAGUGGUCGCGUUGACCGAUGCAGCGGUACCAGAUCCACCGGAAAAUUCUGGUAUCACUACGAUCGGCUCCAAGAAAUUGGCGACUGCCGCCGACUGCGCCGGGGUCGUCGCCUUCUCUGCCAUUCAAGGCUCGGUGAAUGAAGCUAAACUCGUUCUCGCCGAGACUCUGGUGGACAAAGGAGUCGGCUACGCGGCGGAGACAGGCAUCUUCACCACGCAUUGUCCAGGCCUCUACCAAUUCAGCUUCGCCGGGUACGGUAGCACGGACCUGCGGUUGACAUUGAAACGCAAAUUGAACAAGUCCGACAGCUGGAGAACAAUUGUCAGCGCCGGUCCGGGUGGAGGAAGCAAUCUCGUCCUGUUGAACGUUGAAGCCGGUGAUCAACUGGCCGUCUUCGUUGAAUCCGGAAAGAUCGUCGACGGGGCUACUUUUACGGGUCAUCGCGUUUACAAAAGAUAAACUGGACCGUUAAAAUCUUUAAUGACAUCAGGUUGGUCAUUAUUUUAUAGAAAAACUAAAUUAAAAUUAACGAAAGUGAUCCUAAAAGAAAAUCCGUGAUAUAUCAAUGUAAAAAUUUGACUAAAUCUUAGAAUUUUAUUUUCAAUUUAAACACUGAAUACAUUAUAUACGUAACCAAUCUAGUAAAGAACACCGAAUUUUAUCAGUAGAUCAUCUUCCAUCUACGAGUCAGUAAUUUUUUAAAUAAAUCAAUCUUUUAAAAUAAUAUAAAAAAAAUCAAGUUUUAAUGAAAUAUUAAAGAUUGAAAAAUUAAGAUAUACACGCGAUAAACAAAAUUAGCGAUAAUAUCAUACUCUUUUUGAUCAAUUCUAAAAUUUUCAUCAAUAAACAUAUUAUAAAAGCAUCCGAAAAGAAAAAAAAUUAAGACGCUUUAGCAAAAUCCAAGUUAUGAAUAUCAACGUUAUUUCAUUUAAGGUCUUUCUUGUGUGUCAAAAUAGAGUUUAUAGUUCUAAAACUUGUCGAUAAAUUUAAUAUUUUAGGAUAAUUGUUUCUCUCCGCUCUCGAUCAUUCGGCUAAAAUUUCAUUGAUCUAAUAAUUUUUAACUAAAAAGUAAAAACAAAUUUCUAACUAUUUUGUAAAUCAACAUAGACUUUUUCAGUUCUUUCGUCUUUCACUUCUUUCGUUUUGCUUUCUAGCGUUUUCUUCUUCAUAUUAACUUUCCCCUCGUCAAUUCGUUUUUCUCGACUUAUUUUUCUCGCUAUAGAUUAACGUGAUAUUAAAUCAACUUUCUCCGUUCAACUUACGUGCGUUCAUCUUUCUAUAUUUUCUUUGAUUAUAUCUCUAAUACUUCCUCUAGUCUUUAUUGUUCUCGACUGUUUCUACCGCUGUCCUCUUUUGAAAUUGUUUUUCUUCUCAGUUCUUAUCUCUGCUGUCCGUUACAAAUUUUAUCUCUCUUUGUUUCAUAUUUUCUUUUUCAUCUAUCUCUCUUUCGUGCUUUCUUUUAGAAUACUCGUCUUUAAAAAUAUUCUAUCAUUGAAAUUAUCGUAUUUUUACUUUUUUGUUUCUAUAAUUAUUCUGCCUUUUAAACUCAUUGUUAUUAUUUCUCUAUCUUCUUCUAGUCUAUAUUUUCUACAGAUCUUACAAGGUUUGGCUUUCUGCCAAACCUUUUUCACUUUUUUUCUUUUCAAUAUCGUUUUCUAUUUCCGAUUUAAUUUUUACAUGACUGUCUAUCUCUUUUUUCAUUUUUGUCUAUCUAUCUAUCCAUCUAUUUAUCUACCUGUCUAUCGAUCUUUUUUCUAUCUCUCUCUCUCUCUCUAUCUUUUUCACUCUGUUUUGUAAUAAAUGUCGCAAGCUUUUGCUAUUACAAUAGUUACGUCGGAGAGAAAAAUUGUAAAAUUGACA